Messenger RNA from Fonsecaea multimorphosa CBS 102226, 1161 nucleotides. RefSeq lists its product as uncharacterized. The transcript has a single exon. Gene Ontology annotation, biological process: mitochondrial proton-transporting ATP synthase complex assembly. NCBI's taxonomy places the organism in Eukaryota, Fungi, Ascomycota, Eurotiomycetes, Chaetothyriales, Herpotrichiellaceae. The record is from RefSeq and is a predicted model, not a curated record. The coding region runs from base 1 to 1161 and encodes 386 amino acids. Gene Ontology annotation, cellular component: mitochondrial inner membrane.
AUGAGUCGCAAAGAUGUCCUUAGUCUUUUCGUCUCCCUGACACUGCGCCGUCAUAGUCGUUGCCCUUUCCGACUUCAAGCUGUGUCUCGCAGAGCCUCAACCUCGAAUUCCCCUGCGACGGAGAAAGUCCGAGUCGAUAUCAAGAAACCCACAAUCCCCCUCCACGUCGGCCUGGACCGAAAUCCUGAAAAUCUCUCUGCUAUCUCGAGGAUUCCAAUCCCACGAGGAGUGACGGGUGAGAAAUUCACACCCUCGGUACUAGCCCGCCCGCUCGGCCUCGAACAUCCCCCACGGCCCGGUGAAAACAGUCCCAUUGACAAUCGCACUCUCCGCGAAAGGCACGAAGAAUUCACAAGCUACGAGAAGGCCCUCGAGCGACGGCGGAUCUACCUGCGGACGUUCUUCCGUCCCUAUUUUCAAGAAUGGCGACGAGUUGAUCAUUUCAAGGGAAAGAGUUUUGUCUCAAAUCCUCGGUUGUUCAAACGUGAAAAGGCACUUUAUUUCCCCAAUAUUUGGGGCCAAACACUAGCCGCCGAAGGUGAUGGGCCUCAAGGCGGACGAGACACCACUCCCGUGCUUAUGGGCAAAGUCUCCGUCAUAGCGAUGCAGUCGGGCCAUUGGGCGGAAGAACAGGUUGACACUUUCGUCAGUGUCAAAAGUAAUCCAGAACUGAACAAAAUGAUUGAAGAAAGCAACGGCCAUCUGCAACGAGUGGAUAUCAAUCUUCAAGGUGACUGGAUCCGUGCUCUGCUCGUCAAGAUGUUUAGCGGACGUUUGAGGAAGACCAUACCAGAAGAACGUUGGGGCAAGUACUUUAUGAUCAAAUUGCCUCGCGAUAUUCGUCGCGGACUCAAUGAUGAAACGCGCGAUGCGAUCGGUCUACUCAACUCGCAGGUCGGAUAUGUGUAUCUGGUGGACUCGAGCUGCAAGAUCCGAUGGGCAGGGAGUGGUCACGCAUGGGAAGGUGAGGUGCAAGGUCUGAAUGCAGCAGUUCAAAGACUGCUUCAAGAAGAAGAAAAUCUGGGACAGACAUCCUCCCAACCCAUAUCGCAUCGCUCCAAGUCCGUUACUCCGAAAUCAAGAGUCCCAACACCCGAGAUGGACAAGUCGAGAGCUACUCCGAACAAGCGCAAUGCGAUACCCACAGCCAUCACAGCCUGA